This is a messenger RNA of Centropristis striata (black sea bass), 1373 nucleotides long. RefSeq names its product DNA endonuclease RBBP8-like. Gene Ontology annotation, biological process: double-strand break repair via homologous recombination; DNA double-strand break processing involved in repair via single-strand annealing. NCBI's taxonomy places the organism in Eukaryota, Metazoa, Chordata, Actinopteri, Perciformes, Serranidae. Gene Ontology annotation, cellular component: site of double-strand break. The record is from RefSeq and is a predicted model, not a curated record. The transcript is spliced from 12 exons. Bases 18 to 1373 code for a protein of 451 amino acids. Gene Ontology annotation, molecular function: damaged DNA binding; double-strand/single-strand DNA junction binding; double-stranded DNA binding.
UUAACAGUGAAUGGAGGAUGAGCAGCCCAGGACAGAGCAGCGGAACAUCCAACUCAGCCGACCGCUUUGAGGAUUUAUGGAGGCAGCUCGGAGAGUGCCACCAAAAUGCUUUUCAAGAACUCGAGGCAAAAGUGAGCAAGUUGAAAAAGGAGCGCUGCUUAGAUGCUCAGAGACUUGAGGUCUUCUACACUCGCACCCAGCAGCUGAAGGAGCAGAACAAAUCCCUGCAGGAUGCCAUCAGUCUCCUGGAGGAAAGGUUGCGUGCAGGAGAGUGUGAUCGAUGUGCCGUUUUAGAGGAGAACCUAAAAAAUAACCAAGAUCAAAAUUUACACCUCAUCGACAAACUGAAGAAUGAAAGAAACAGCCUUGAGGAUGAAAACAGAAAUCUACACGCUGAACUGCAAAAAUUAAAGAUGUCCCGCUCAGAGCCCCUGAAGGCCUCGUCCCCAGAACACGAAGACGGCAUCAUCCCAGACUCACCAGUCCUGCCCAGCUCGCUGCCCAUAACAAACAAACUGAGGAAACCAAAAAAUCUCAACAAAAUGAAACGUGUCCGCUAUGCAGAGAUCCCUCUACCACGGGCCAACAACUCGCUCUUCAGUGCCCUGGAUAGAGAACCUGCUGAGAACCGUGGGAGAACGCAAGUGCUCGUACCCAACACAUGUGAACUGGACACAUCCCAAACCUCAAAUGAUGUGACUGUAAAUGUGGAAGAAGCGAUAGCAGAAACCUGUGGCCUGGAACUGAUUGAGAAGCCUCACAUGAAAACUGAGACAACUUCAGGCCAGCAAAGCAGCUCAAAACCUCUCUGGAAGAAUCAUUUAAAACCUCACUGCUCUGUCUCUUCAUCCACGCUGCUCCACAGUCCAGACUCCACCACAGAAAGGUCUCCAUCACUUCUCCAGAGUGUCAAAAGGUUUUCAGAGAAUGGCUCCGUUCACAAAUCCAAGCGGAAGAAGGAGCAAUGUGAGCCGGAGGUUCAAGAGGAGGAUAAACAAAGAGUCCAGGACAGGGCGGACAAACAGAAGGAGAAUAAACACGGAGAACCUGAACUGUUCAAACGAACCUCCACAACUUUAAACAAUCAAAGCUUCCAGAAGGACGACAGCAAGGUUCGAUCACCACAAAAUCAGACGAGUGUUUCCUGUGCAAGUCCUGCAUUCAAGAAGCCAAAAGUUAAAGGAGAAGCAAACAAGGGCGGAGCUGGAAGGAAAGGAAACAGCCGGCAGGAUCCGAAAGUCUCACAUGAAGGAAAAGAUGCUGAGAGGAGGCAGCGAGUGGAGCCCAUGUGGAGCAUGGACCCGGCGCUCGCCCUCUCCAUGUACGACAGUGAGGUACAGUCUCUGGCUUUCUGCUCCUUGUUUUACCACUGA